This is a messenger RNA of Manis javanica (Malayan pangolin), 13482 nucleotides long. The record is from RefSeq and is a predicted model, not a curated record. NCBI's taxonomy places the organism in Eukaryota, Metazoa, Chordata, Mammalia, Pholidota, Manidae.
AUUGCUGGAGCAACCAAAGGGACAAAAAUGAUGAGACUCUAUAUAGACAGUGCAGCUCCAGAGAAACUAAAAGGGCUGUGUGUAUUUUUUGUUCGCUGUCGAAAUGAUGUUGCUGUAAAUGUUAAAAAUAUUCAUGAGGAAGUGCUAUUCACUGUUCUGGAUGCAUCAAAAGGACUCCUAAUUGGGAUUAGGAAUAUGCUGGCAAAAAUAUUUUUACCAGCUAUUCUUGCAACAAGUAAUUGGGGUGCUUUAAGCCAGUCUAAGCAAGCAGAGUCUGAAAAACAUAUUUUCACUGAAACCAUCAACAGAUACCUUUCAUUUUUAGAUAGUGCUAGAAUAAGUGUUGAGGGAACAGUUAAGUUAAAGAAGAUAGAUAAUGUUGAUUUUUCCAAACUGCAAACUUCAGAAGAAGUGGCAGCUGCAGCCAGCAACCCAGAAACUGUUCGUCAACUAGAGGAUGUGCUGAUGAUAUGGUACAAACAGAUCGAACAGGUACUUAUUGAAAGUGAGCAGAUAAGAAAAGAAGCUGAUGACUCUGGGCCACUCAUCGAACUGGAACACUGGAAACACAUGUCAGCCAAAUUUAAUUAUAUCAUUGAACAGAUUAAAGGGCCAAACUGUAAGGCAGUCAUAAAUGUGCUUAAUGUUGCACACUCCAAAUUAUUAAAGAAUUGGCGUAAUUUGGAUGCAAGAAUCACAGAUACAGCAAAUGAAUCUAAAGAUAAUGUCAGAUAUUUGUACACUCUGGAAAAAGUAUGUCAACCUCUCUAUAACUAUGAUCUAGUUUCCAUGGUGCGAGGUAUACAAAAUUUGAUUAAUGCCAUCAGAAUGAUUCACAGUGUGUCAAGAUACUAUAAUACCUCAGAGAGAAUGACCUCAUUGUUUAUCAAGAUAACAAAUCAAAUGGUGACAGCAUGUAAAGCUUAUAUUACUGAUGGAGGAACUAUCCAUGUAUGGGAUCAGGAAACACCACUUGUGUUAAAGAAAAUUCAGGACUGCAUUUUUCUAUUCAAGGAAUAUCAGACAUCUUUUCACAAGACAAGGGAAAAGAUUUUAGAAUCUUCAGGGGAAAAAUCUUUUGAAGUUUCAGAAAUGUAUAUAUUUGGAAAAUUUGAAGCUUUCUGUAAAAGACUGGAGAAGAUUACAGAAAUGAUAACUAUUUUGCAAACAUACUCAACCUUGAGUAAUUCUACGAUACAAGGAAUAGAUAUUAUGGCAAUAAAAUUGAAAAAUAUAUAUCAAGGGGUUAAGAAAAAGCAAUAUGAUAUUCUGGAUCCAAGGAGGACAGAAUUUGAAACAGAUUUCUUAGAGUUCAUGGCAAAAAUCAAUGCUUUAGAGAUACAAAUACAGGCAUUUAUGAACAGUACUUUUGGAAAAAUCUUAUCUUCUCAGCAGGCUCUUCAGCUUCUUCAAAGAUUCCAGAAGCUAAACAUUCCCUGUCUACAAUUAGAAAUAAACCACACAAUUGGGUGUAUUCUUCAGUAUUAUGUGGCUGAACUUGAAGCUACUAAGAAGAUUUAUCAUUCUCAAAAAGAUGAUCCCCCUCUUGCUCGCAACAUGCCACCUAUAGCAGGAAAAAUACUUUGGGUGAGGCAGCUCUAUCGCCGGAUAAGUGAGCCCAUCAACUAUUUCUUUAAAAACUCAGAAAUUCUGUCAAGUGUGGAAGGUAAAGCCAUCAUUCAUCAGUAUAACAAAAUUUCGUAUGUUCUGGUGGAAUUUGAGGUGGUCUAUCACACAGCCUGGGUCAGAGAGAUCUCACAGUUACAGUAUGCUUUACAAGCCACACUUUUUGUACGACAUCCAAAAACAGGGAAGUUGCUGGUUAAUUUUGAUCCCCAAAUUCUGACAGUUGUUCGGGAAACUAAAUGCAUGAUAAAAAUGAAGCUCGAAAUACCAGAACAGGCAAAAAAGUUGCUAAAAUUGGAAAGCAAAUUGAAAGGAGACAAAUUGUAUUUACAGGGUGUUCUGCAAUAUCAUGAUGAGUUAUGUCAGAAAGUGCCUUCUGUGUUUGUCAAUCUGAUGACCCCUAAAAUGGAAAAGGUGGAAUUUGUGUUGAGACAAGGACUCACAAUAUUAACAUGGUCAUCUUUAACACUAGAAAGCUUCUUUCAAGAAGUUGACUCAGUUUUGGAUAUGUUCAAUCAAUUUUUGAAGAAGAUCAGUGACUUGUGUGAAAUGCAUAUCAAUACAAUUCUAAAGGAGAUAGCCAAAACUGUGUUAAUUUCCUUGCCCGAAAGUGGUGCUACCAAAGUUGAAGAUAUGUUGAUGCUCAAUGAGAUAUACACAAAAGAGUGGACUCAUGUUCUAAACCACAAAAGUAAGCACAUGGAGGAAGCUGUCAAAGAACUUAUAUCAAUAUUUGAGACUAUUUCUGAAGUUAAGGACAGCACAAAAACAGCAAAACGGUUACCAGAACAAAAGAAACAUGUUGCUUUUGAAAUUGAAGCAGAAGAGAGGGAAAGCACUGAUUAUGAGCCUAAAGUGACUGAGGUUGAUAUUAGUAAUAAAGAAGAUGGAUUUAAAAAGAAAUGUAAAGGGGUCUAUGCUUUUUUCUUUCAUCAAUUACUGGACAGUCUUCAAAAAGCUACACGAUUAUCUUUGGACACAAUGAGAAGAAGAAUAUUUGUUGCAAGCCAGUAUGGACAAAAACAGUCAGAAGAUGUUAUUUCCUUUAUAAAGGCUGAAGUACAUCUUGCAAUUCCUAAUGUGGUAAUAGUUCCUAGUUUGGACGACAUUCAACAAGCCAUUAACCGUAUGGUCCAGUUAACCCUGGAGGUCAGCCGAGGAGUGGCUCACUGGGGGCAACAGCAGGCUCGUCAUGUCAAGACUGUCCUUCCCAGUUACUCUCGUACUGCUGCUGACACGACCCAUCCAAGCACAGGGACACAGCUCAAGAGGGAAGAAAGAUCUUUUGAAGAAACUGUUCCUGCAAGGAUGCUGAAGAAUUUUUAUCCAGGAGUAGCAGAGCACAAAGAUAUUUCCAAGCUGAUCCUCCUCCUCUCCUCCUCUGUGAAUUCCCUGAGAAAGAUGGCUCAUGAGGCUUUGCAGGACUUUCAAAAAUACAAGACACUCUGGAUGGAAGACCGAGAUGCGAAAGUGAAGGAAUUUUUGGCUAACAACCCUUCUCUGACUGAAAUCAGAUCAGAAAUUCUACACUUUGCUACUUUUGAGCAGGAGAUUGAUGAAUUGAAGCCUAUUAUUGUUGUAGGAGCACUUGAAUUGCAUACAGAACCAAUGAAGUUGGCCUUAUCCAUUGAGGCUAAGGCAUGGAAGAUGUUACUCUGUCGAUAUUUGAAUGAAGAAUACAAAAAGAAAAUGUCAGACAUGAUAGCAUUUAUCAGUGAAUAUUUGAAAAAGUUAUCUAGACCUAUUCGUGAUUUAGAUGAUGUCAGGUUUGCAAUGGAAGCCUUGUCUUGUAUCCGUGAUAAUGAAAUUCAAAUGGACAUGACUUUGGGACCAAUUGAAGAUGCCUAUGCUAUUCUAAAUGGAUUUCAAGUUGAAGUAACCAAAGAAGAAUCAGAAGCAGUUGAUACCUUGAGAUACUCUUUCAACAAAUUGCAGGGCAAAGCUGUUUCUGUACAAGAUGAACUAGUUCAAGUGCAGCCAAAAUUUAAAAGUAAUCUGCUUGAGUCUGUGGAAGUUUUUCGUGAGGAUGUAAUGAACUUUGCAGAAGCAUAUGAGUCGGAGGGACCUAUGGUUCCAAAUAUACCACCCCAAGAAGCUAGCAAUAGGCUACAGAUAUUUCAGGCCAAUUUUGAUGAUCUGUGGAGGAAAUUUGUUACAUACUCCUCUGGUGAACAACUUUUCGGAUUGCCUGUGACUGACUAUGAGAUUUUACACAAAACCAGAAAGGAACUCAACUUGCUGCAGAAGCUGUAUGGAUUGUAUGAUACUGUAAUGGGCAAUAUUAGUGGCUAUUAUGAAAUACUCUGGGGAGAUGUAGACAUUGAAAAAAUUAAUGCAGAACUACAGGAAUUUCAGAAUAGAUGUCGUAAACUUCCAAAAGGACUUAAAGGUUGGCAAGCUUUUUUGGAUCUGAAAAAAAGAAUUGAUGAUUUCAGCGAGUCAUGUCCUCUGCUAGAAAUGAUGACCAAUAAGGCAAUGAAACAGAGACACUGGGAUCGAAUCACCGAGUUAACUGGGACUCCGUUUGAUGUGGAAUCUGAUUCUUUUUGUCUUCGAAAUAUUAUGGAAGCACCACUCCUUACACAUAAGAAUGACAUUGAGGAUAUUUGCAUAUCUGCCAUUAAGGAGAAGGAUAUUGAAGCCAAGCUGACUCAGGUGAUUGAGAACUGGACCAGCCAAAGUCUGAGUUUUGCAGCAUUUAAGGGAAAGGGAGAGCUCCUGCUCAAAGGGACCGAAUCAGGAGAAAUUAUCACUUUGUUGGAGGACAGUUUAAUGGUCUUAGGAUCCUUACUAAGCAACAGAUAUAAUGUGCCAUUUAAGAAAAACAUCCAGAAUUGGGUGUAUAAAUUGUCCACUUCCUCAGAUAUAAUUGAAGAGUGGCUAGUAGUCCAGAACCUUUGGGUUUAUCUUGAAGCUGUCUUUGUAGGUGGAGAUAUUGCCAAACAGCUACCUCAGGAAGCAAAACGUUUUCAGAAUAUUGACAAAUCAUGGAUAAAGAUAAUGCAGCGAGCUCAUGAGAACCCCAAUGUGAUUAGUUGCUGUGUUGGAGAUGAAACCAUGGGGCAACUUUUACCUCAUUUGCACGAACAGUUGGAAGUAUGUCAGAAGUCACUUACAGGGUAUUUGGAGAAGAAGCGAUUACUAUUUCCAAGAUUCUUCUUUGUAUCUGAUCCAGUUCUCCUGGAAAUUCUUGGACAAGCCAGUGAUUCCCACACCAUACAGCCACACCUCCCUGCAGUAUCUGACAACAUAAAUGAGGUGACCUUCCACGCAAAAGACUAUGAUCGUAUCCUGGCCGUCAUAUCAAGAGAAGGAGAAAAAAUUAUUUUGGAUAAUCCUGUUAUAGCCAAAGGUCCUGUAGAGAUUUGGCUUCUGGAAUUGUUAAAAAUACAGAUGUCGUCAUUACAUAACAUAAUCAGAUCUGCAUUCUAUCAAAUCAGUGAUUCAGGAUUUCAGCUCUUACCUUUCCUCAGUCACUUUCCAGCACAGGUUGGGCUUCUAGGAAUUCAGAUGCUGUGGACACAUGAUUCCGAAGAGGCUUUAAAUAAAGCAAAAGAUGACAGGAAAAUCAUGCAAGUGACCAAUCAGAAAUUCUUGGAUAUUCUGAAUACUCUAAUUAGUCAGACAACACAUGAUCUAAGCAAGUUUGACAGAGUGAAAUUCGAGACUCUAAUUACCAUCCAUGUGCAUCAGAGAGAUAUUUUUGAUGACUUGGUAAAAAUGCAUAUCAAGUCAGUUACUGAUUUUGAAUGGCUAAAACAGAGCAGAUUUUAUUUUAAGGAAGAUUUGGAUCAAACUGUGGUGUCUAUUACAGAUGUUAAUUUUGUUUACCAAAAUGAAUUUCUGGGAUGCACUGAUCGUCUUGUUAUCACUCCAUUAACAGAUAGAUGCUACAUCACCUUGGCACAGGCCUUGGGGAUGAACAUGGGCGGUGCUCCAGCAGGACCUGCAGGCACUGGCAAAACAGAAACGACAAAAGACAUGGGAAGAUGUUUGGGAAAAUACGUGGUUGUGUUUAACUGCUCAGAUCAAAUGGAUUUCAGAGGACUAGGGAGGAUUUUUAAAGGUCUGGCCCAAUCAGGUUCUUGGGGCUGUUUUGAUGAGUUUAACAGAAUUGAAUUGCCAGUAUUAUCAGUGGCAGCCCAACAAAUUUAUAUUGUUUUGACAGCAAGAAAAGAGAGGAAAAAGCAGUUCAUUUUUUCUGAUGGUGAUUGUGUUGAUUUAAAUCCAGAAUUUGGAAUCUUCCUGACAAUGAACCCUGGAUAUGCUGGGCGCCAGGAACUACCAGAAAACUUAAAAAUUCAGUUCAGAACUGUUGCUAUGAUGGUUCCUGAUAGACAGAUUAUUAUACGAGUUAAGCUUGCAAGUUGUGGUUUUCUUGAAAAUGUUAUCUUGGCUCAAAAGUUUUAUGUUCUUUACAAGCUCUGUGAAGAGCAACUUACUAAACAGGUUCAUUAUGACUUUGGGUUGAGAAAUAUUCUAUCUGUACUGAGGACACUUGGAUCUCAAAAAAGAGCCCGACCAGAGGAUAGUGAAUUGAGCACUGUCAUGAGAGGACUGAGAGACAUGAACCUUUCUAAAUUGGUUGAUGAAGAUGAACCCCUGUUCCUCAGCUUAAUCAAUGACCUGUUUCCAGGAUUACAGUUGGACAGUAAUACUUAUGCCGAACUGCAAGCUGCGGUUGCCAACCAGGUUCAGAUAGAAGGUCUGAUUAACCAUCCACCCUGGAAUCUCAAACUUGUGCAGUUAUACGAGACCUCGCUGGUCCGCCAUGGUUUGAUGACUCUCGGGCCCAGCGGGUCUGGGAAGACUGCCGUUAUCACCAUCCUGAUGAAAGCGCUGGCGGAAUGCGGGCAGCCUCACAGGGAGAUGCGGAUGAACCCAAAAGCCAUCACUGCGCCUCAGAUGUUUGGCAGACUGGACACUGCUACCAAUGACUGGACGGAUGGAAUUUUUUCCACUCUGUGGAGAAAAACACUAAAAGCUAAAAAAGGUGAAAACAUUUUCCUCAUUUUAGAUGGCCCUGUAGAUGCCAUUUGGAUUGAGAACUUAAAUUCUGUGUUGGACGACAAUAAAACCCUCACAUUAGCUAAUGGAGAUCGCAUCCCCAUGGCCCCUAAUUGUAAGCUUUUGUUUGAAGUCCACAAUAUUGAGAACGCUUCUCCUGCCACGGUUUCUAGGAUGGGCAUGGUCUAUAUCAGCAGCUCAGCUCUCACCUGGAGGCCAAUAUUACAGGCGUGGUUGAUGAAGCGCACUGCACAGGAAGCUUCUGUAUUCCAAACUCUGUAUGAUAAAAUAUUCGAAGAUGUGUAUACAUACAUGAAACUCAACCUCAACCCCAAAAUGCAGCUCUUAGAGUGCAACUAUAUUAUGCAAGUAUGUUCCUGUGUAUACUCACUACUGAGAUUUUUUUCCCCACUCAGUUGCAGUUUAGAGGCGUCUGAAAUAGAAAAUUCAUGCAGUCCAUGUGAUUGGGAGCACUGGAAUAAGAAAGUUCAGCCAUACUAUUACCCAACUGACAGUAUUCCAGAAUAUUCAUCAAUUUUGGUUCCAAAUGUUGACAAUGUUAGAACAAAUUUUUUGAUAGACACCAUUGCAAAACAACAUAAAGCUGUUUUGCUCACAGGAGAGCAGGGAACUGCAAAAACUGUAAUGAUUAAGGCCUAUUUGAAAAAAUAUGAUCCUGAAAUACAGUUGUCCAAGAGUCUAAAUUUUUCAUCUGCCACAGAACCAAUGAUGUUCCAGAGAACAAUUGAAAGCUAUGUGGAUAAGCGAAUGGGAAGCACUUAUGGGCCACCAGGAGGCCGGAAAAUGACUGUAUUUAUUGAUGAUAUAAAUAUGCCUGUGAUUAAUGAAUGGGGAGAUCAGAUAACCAAUGAGAUUGUACGGCAAAUGAUGGAAAUGGAAGGAAUGUAUAGCUUGGAUAAGCCUGGAGACUUCACCAGUAUUGUUGAUGUGCAGCUCAUAGCAGCAAUGAUCCACCCUGGAGGUGGUCGAAAUGAUAUUCCGCAACGUUUAAAAAGACAAUUUACUGUGUUUAAUUGCACAUUGCCUUCAAAUGCUUCAAUAGACAAAAUUUUUGGAAUCAUUGGCUGUGGGUACUUUGAUCCUUGCAGAAGGUUCAGACCCGAAAUAUGUGAGAUGAUUGUGAAUUUAGUUUCAGCGGGCAGAGUGCUGUGGCAAUGGACUAAGGUGAAGAUGCUGCCAACUCCUUCUAAAUUUCAUUACAUUUUCAAUCUUCGAGAUCUUUCCAGAAUUUGGCAAGGAAUGUUAACAAUAAAAGCUGAGGAGUGUAAUUCGAUAUCUGUUCUCCUGUCACUUUUCAAACAUGAGUGUAACAGAGUGAUUGCAGACAGAUUUAUAACUCCUGAAGAUGAGUCCUGGUUUAAUGUACACAUUGUUCGUGCAAUUGAAGAAAACUUUAGCCCAGAUGUGUCAUCAUAUAUUCUUCCUGAGCCAUACUUUGUAGAUUUUCUCCAUGAGAUUCCUGAGCCAACUGGUGAUGAACCUGAAGACACUGUGUUUGAAAUACCCAAAGUCUAUGAAUUGGUACCAUCCCUUGAGUUUCUGUCUGAAAAACUCCAGUUUUAUCAGAGACAGUUCAAUGAAAUCAUUAGAGCAACAUCUCUUGAUCUGGUGUUUUUUAAAGAUGCAAUGACUCAUCUUAUUAAGAUCUCACGAAUAAUUCGCACAUCAUGUGGAAAUGCAUUGCUGGUGGGUGUUGGUGGUUCAGGAAAACAAAGUCUUUCAAGACUGGCCUCUUUUAUAGCUGGAUAUCAAAUAUUCCAGAUAACAUUAACUAGGUCUUAUAAUGUGAGUAAUCUAAUAGAGGACUUAAAAGGUUUGUACAGAGUUACUGGUGCUGAUGGAAAAGGUAUCACCUUCAUCUUUACUGACAAUGAAAUAAAAGAUGAGGCAUUUCUAGAAUAUCUUAACAACCUGCUAUCUUCAGGAGAGAUCUCCAAUUUAUUUGCGCGGGAUGAGAUGGAUGAAAUCACCCAAAAUCUGAUAUCGGUGAUGAAAAAGGAGCUGCCUCGCCACCCUCCCACCUUUGAUAAUCUGUAUGAGUACUUCAUUUCAAGAUCAAGGAAGAACCUGCACGUUGUUCUCUGCUUUUCUCCAGUUGGUGAGAAGUUCCGAGCCCGUUCUCUGAAAUUCCCUGGCUUGAUAUCAGGUUGCACUAUGGACUGGUUCAGUCGUUGGCCAAAGGAGGCUCUGGUUGCCGUGGCCUCCUAUUUCCUUUCAGGCUAUAGUAUUGUCUGUUCUAGUGACACUAAAAGACAAGUUGUAGAAACAAUGGGCCUCUUCCAUGACAUGGUUUCAGUGAGCUGUGAAAAUUAUUUCCAAAGAUACCGCCGAACAGCACAUGUGACACCCAAGUCUUAUCUCUCAUUUAUCAAUGGUUAUAAAAACAUUUAUACUGAAAAGGUGAAAUAUAUUAAUGAACAAGCUGAACGUAUGAAUAUUGGUCUUGACAAGCUUAUGGAAGCAAGUGAAUCUGUUGCUAAACUGUCUCAGGAUCUUGCGGUAAAGGAGAAGGAAUUGGCAGUGGCUUCUGUAAAAGCAGAUGAAGUAUUAGCAGAAGUCACAGUAAGUGCUCAGGCUUCAGCCAAAGUAAAAAAUGAAGUGCAGGAGGUUAAAGACAAAGCCCAAAAAAUUGUGGAUGAAAUUGAUAGUGAAAAAGUAAAAGCUGAGACCAAACUCGAGGCAGCUAGACCUGCGCUGGAAGAAGCAGAGGCGGCCCUGAAUACUAUCAAACCAAAUGAUAUUGCCACAGUCAGAAAACUUGCAAAGCCUCCACAUCUUAUCAUGAGAAUCAUGGACUGUGUUCUGCUAUUAUUUCAAAAGAAAAUUGACCCUGUCACUAUGGAUCCAGAAAAACCUUGCUGUAAGCCAUCAUGGGGAGAAUCAUUAAAAUUGAUGAGUGCAGCAGGGUUCCUGUGGAGCCUUCAGCAGUUCCCCAAGGAUACUAUAAAUGAAGAGACUGUCGAGUUACUACAGCCCUAUUUUAAUAUGGACGAUUACACUUUUGAAAGUGCCAAGAAAGUCUGUGGCAAUGUGGCUGGUCUGCUGUCUUGGACACUUGCUAUGGCAACAUUUUAUGGUAUCAACAGAGAAGUGUUGCCUCUGAAGGUCAACCUGGCCAAGCAAGAGGGCCGUCUGGCAGUUGCUAAUGCUGAAUUGGGCAAGGCACAGGCACUGCUCGACGAGAAACAAGCUGAGCUGGAUAAAGUACAAGCAAAAUUUGAUGCAGCAAUGAAUGAGAAAAUGGAUUUGCUUAAUGAUGCUGAUAUGUGCCGGAGAAAGAUGCAGGCAGCUUCCACUCUCAUCGACGGACUGAGUGGGGAAAAAGUCCGAUGGACUCAGCAAAGUAAAGAGUUCAAAGCUCAGAUUAAUAGACUCGUGGGUGAUAUUCUGCUGUGCACUGGAUUCCUUUCCUAUCUUGGUCCCUUCAAUCAGAUAUUUAGGAACUAUUUGCUUAAAGAUCAAUGGGAGAUAGAGUUGAAAGCACGGAGGAUUCCUUUCACUGAAAACCUGAAUCUUAUUUCAAUGUUGGUGGAUCCUCCAACUAUUGGCGAGUGGGGGCUGCAGGGAUUGCCAGGAGAUGACCUUUCAAUUCAGAAUGGCAUCAUUGUGACAAAGGCCGCCAGGUACCCACUCCUUAUAGAUCCGCAAACUCAAGGCAAAACUUGGAUAAAGUCAAAGGAAAAAGAAAAUGACUUGCAGGUAACAUCUCUGAACCAUAAAUAUUUUCGCACACACUUGGAAGACAGCCUCUCCUUGGGCCGACCUCUUCUCAUUGAGGACAUUCGUGAAGAACUGGAUCCAGCCCUGGAUAAUGUAUUAGAAAAGAAUUUCAUUAAAUCAGGCACCACUUUCAAGGUAAAAGUCGGUGAUAAGGAAUGUGACAUCAUGGAUACAUUUAAACUUUAUAUCACUACAAAGUUACCAAACCCUUCAUUUACCCCUGAAAUCAAUGCAAAGACGUCAGUCAUUGAUUUUACCGUGACCGUAAAAGGACUGGAAAAUCAGUUACUAAGGAGAGUAAUUCUAACAGAGAAACAGGAGUUAGAGUCUGAGAGGGUUAAACUUCUGGAGGAUGUGACUUUCAAUAAGCGGAAGAUGAAAGAACUUGAAGAUAACCUCCUCUACAAAUUAAGUGCCACAAAAGGUUCCUUGGUAGAUGAUGAGUCUCUCAUUGGUGUCCUCCAAACCACCAAACAGACAGCUGCUGAAGUAAGUGAAAAGCUCCAUGUGGCAGCAGAAACAGAGAUCAAGAUUAACAUGGCUCAGGAAGAGUUCCGGCCUGCGGCCACCCGUGGAAGCAUCCUCUACUUUCUCAUCACAGAGAUGAGCAUGGUCAACAUCAUGUACCAGACCUCGCUGGCCCAGUUCUUGAAGUUAUUUGACCAGUCCAUGGCCAGAUCUGAGAAGUCUCCACUACCUCAAAAGAGAAUUACAAAUAUCAUUGAGUAUCUGACAUAUGAAGUUUUUACAUACUCUGUCAGAGGCCUAUAUGAAAACCACAAAUUCCUCUUUGUACUCCUCAUGACCUUAAAGAUUGAUCUUCAGAGAGGAACAGUGUCGCACAGAGAGUUCCAGGCUCUCAUUAAAGGGGGAGCAGCCCUGGAUCUGAAAGCCUGCCCUCCCAAGCCGUUCCGCUGGAUCCUCGAUAUGACCUGGCUGAAUCUUGUGGAGCUGAGUAAACUUCCGCAAUUUGCAGAAAUCAUGAACCAGAUAUCCCGUAAUGAGAAGGGAUGGAAAAGCUGGUUUGAUAAAGAUGCUCCGGAGGAAGAGAUUAUUCCCGAUGGAUAUAGUGAUUCUCUGGACACCUGCCGCAAACUUUUACUUAUCAGGUCUUGGUGCCCAGAUCGUACUGUUUUUCAAGCAAGAAAGUAUGUUGCACAUUCUUUGGGGGACAAGUACACAGAACCAGUUAUCUUAGACCUGGAGAAAACUUGGGAAGAAAGUGAUACACGAACACCUCUCAUUUGUUUCCUGUCCAUGGGAUCAGACCCCACGAUUCAAAUUGACGCGUUGGCCAAGAAACUGAAGCUGGAAUGCAGAACUAUCUCAAUGGGGCAAGGACAGGAAGUACACGCCCGAAAGCUGAUUCACAUGUCAAUGCAGCAGGGUGGCUGGGUAUUACUGCAAAAUUGUCACCUUGGCCUAGAAUUCAUGGAAGAAUUGCUAGAGAUCAUAACUACCACUGAAGCCAAUGAUGACUCUUUCCGAGUAUGGAUAACAACCGAGCCUCACGAUCGAUUUCCAAUUACUCUGCUUCAGACUUCUCUCAAAUUCACUAACGAGCCACCCCAAGGCGUACGUGCAGGUCUGAAAAGAACAUUUGCCGGAAUUAAUCAAGACCUUCUGGAUGUCAGUAAUUUACCCAUGUGGAAGCCAAUGCUUUACACAGUAGCAUUUUUACACUCCACUGUGCAGGAGCGACGCAAAUUCGGCCCCUUAGGUUGGAAUAUUCCCUAUGAAUUCAAUUCUGCUGACUUUACAGCCAGUGUUCAGUUUAUUCAGAAUCACCUUGAUGAAUGUGAUAUUAAAAAAGGUAUAUCAUGGAGUACGGUUCGGUACAUGAUUGGAGAAGUACAAUACGGAGGCAGAGUGACAGAUGACUUUGACAAACGUCUACUUAAUUGCUUUGCUAGAGUCUGGUUCAGUGAGAAGAUGUUUGAACCAUCGUUCUGUUUUUAUACUGGAUAUAAAAUCCCCUUGUGCAAAACCCUGGAUCAGUACUUUGAAUACAUCCAGUCAUUGCCAUCCCUGGAUAACCCCGAAGUCUUUGGGCUUCACCCUAAUGCCGAUAUCACGUACCAGAGUAACACUGCUUCUGCUGUCCUUGAAACAAUUACGAACAUCCAGCCCAAAGAGAGCGGAGGUGGCGUGGGAGAGACCCGGGAAGCCACAGUUUACAGACUGGCCGAAGACAUGCUCAGCAAACUGCCUCCGGAUUACGUCCCGCAUGAGGUGAAAGCUCGUUUGAUAAAGAUGGGACAUCUUAAUUCAAUGAACAUAUUUCUUAGACAAGAAAUUGACAGAAUGCAGAAAGUCAUUUCAUUACUCCGCAAUAGCCUGAGCGAUCUCAAAUUGGCCAUUGAAGGCACAAUUAUAAUGAGUGAGAACUUGAGAGAUGCCCUAGACAACAUGUACGAUGCUCGUAUACCUCAGAUCUGGAAAAGGGUGUCCUGGGAUUCAUCCACACUGGGCUUCUGGUUUACUGAACUCUUGGAAAGAAAUGCUCAGUUUUCUACUUGGAUAUUUGAAGGGAGGCCCAGUGUGUUUUGGAUGACUGGUUUCUUUAAUCCCCAAGGCUUCCUCACAGCGAUGAGACAAGAAGUGACCAGAGCCCACAAAGGCUGGGCCCUGGACUCCGUGACCAUCCACAACGAAGUUCUGCGGCAGACCAAAGAGGAGAUCACAUCACCUCCUGUGGAAGGUGUGUAUAUUUACGGGCUCUAUAUAGAUGGAGCAGCGUGGGACAGACGGAGUGGGAAGCUCACAGAAUCCACCCCCAAGGUGCUCUUCACCCAGCUGCCUGUGCUGCACGUUUUUGCCAUUAACUCCACAGCACCCAAGGACCCCAAGCUGUACGUGUGUCCUAUUUACAAGAAACCAAGGCGAACUGACUUGACCUUCAUCACUGUGGUGUAUUUGCGAACAGUCUUGUCCCCAGAUCACUGGAUCCUGAGAGGUGUGGCCCUUUUGUGUGACAUCAAGUAAGUUCGUCUCCACUUGCAGAGGAUACCAGCUGACACCCGUACAGCCAGGGCUAUUCAGAGACUUGGCCAUGUGCAUCUUCUCCCUGAUAAUUGCUUAUUACUCUUUCUAAAUUAAAUAAAUAGA